Molecule: messenger RNA, 1949 nt
Organism: Eucalyptus grandis
Lineage: Eukaryota; Viridiplantae; Streptophyta; Magnoliopsida; Myrtales; Myrtaceae
Product: B-box zinc finger protein 21
Exons: 3
Coding region: 264-1196 (310 amino acids)
Biological process (GO): photomorphogenesis; regulation of DNA-templated transcription
Cellular component (GO): nucleus
Molecular function (GO): zinc ion binding
Source: RefSeq, a predicted model, not a curated record
GCCUGAAUCUUGAUCCAUCUCCUCUCUCUCUCUCUUGCAUCAUUCCAGUUCUUUUUUCUUUCCCAUACCGUUGAAAGGCCACUCUUUUAUUGUUCAACUUCAAGCCCGCAACCCUCUCUCUCCAAACCCAUUUCCAUUUUCUCCCUCCUCCUUCGUCCCACUUUCAACGCCUCUCUCUCUCUCUCUCUCUCUCUCGCAGGGUCAAAUUCUGGGAAGCUUGAAGGAAGAGAGGGAGAAGAAAAGAUCAGGAGGAGGAGGACCAGAUGAAGAUCCUGUGCGACGUGUGCAAUAAGGACGAGGCAUCUGUGUUCUGCACCGCUGACGAGGCGGCGCUCUGCGGGGGCUGCGACCACCGUGUCCACCACGCCAACAAGCUCGCCUCCAAGCACCAACGGUUUUCCCUUCUCUGUCCUUCCCCUAAGGAAUUCCCUCUCUGUGACGUCUGCCAGGAGAGGCGAGCGUUCUUGUUCUGUCAACAGGACCGAGCCAUUCUCUGCAGGGAGUGCGAUCUCCCGAUACACACGGCCAACGAGCAUACCCAGAAGCACAGCAGGUUCUUGCUCACGGGGGUGAAGCUCUCCACCACGUCGGAAGUCUACACGUCUGCCGCCAGCAGUGCCUCUCUGUCCAACGGAUGCGAUUUCGUCCCCGACUUCAAGUCCGAGGCAUCGUCCUCGUUCAAGAAGCCGGUCUCUGUUUCCGCGGCGAUCUCGGGCCCUCGAAAGGCGGCGGCGAGCGCGGCGUCGGCGGCGGCUGCUUCCGCGGCGGCGGCGAACAACAAGGAUGGGAACAAUAACGGCAUGUUGGCCAGCCAGGAAAGUGGCUCCAACGGGUCAACGAGUAGCAUAUCGGAGUACUUGAUAGAGAUGCUGCCAGGCUGGCACUUCGAGGACUUUCUUGAUUCCUGCUCUGCUUCCUUUGGUUUCUGUAAGAAAGAUGAUGGUUUAUUGCCAUUCACGGACAAUGAUAACGUGAGUUCCUUCUCAUCUGAAAGUUUGGGAAUUUGGGUCCCUCAAGCUCCAACCCCUGUGCCGUGUAAUCAGUCGCCUUACCUAAAUGGUGGGAUCAUCGGAGGAUUCAAGCAGACAAAAGAGCCCGCGACCACGAGGCCCGGCAAGAGGUGGAACGAUGAUGUCUUCGCAGUUCCAGAAAUCAGUCCUUCAUCAGCGGGAUUCAAGAGAUCUAGACCCUUAUGACUGUGAAUUUAGGAAGUUGGUGCUAUCCAUCUUGUGAAGAAGGAGGAGAAGAAGAAAGCCUCAAGCUAAUAUUUUUCCAACAUGGCUUUGAGUUUCCCUCUACUUUUCUAACCUGUACCUCCAUGUUUGAUCUGUUUUGAAGUUUGAUCUUCCCCUUGGUUUCUCCUUGCGAAUGACCCUUCCCGGGUCCGGUCAGGUCUCAUAAUUUUGUCCCAAUGUUUGGCUGGCUCUGUACUGGAGAAAAUGCUUGUAAAUAGUUACCGAACUUCUAACUCUUGCUUUUCUGCCAACUAGUAGGAAAUCUCUCUCGUUCGGUAUAGCCCGAAAGUUUUUUCUGUUACUCUUUCCUCCUCCUACCUCCUCCUCCUUUUAGGGGGGCCAAAUGUCCAUUGUCUGAUUCAAGUACAUUCAAGAGAAUUCAGGACUAGGAAAGGUGAUGUGCAAUCAUGACUACAAAAAGAAGUAAUGAGGGACAUGCCCAUUUCCUGUUUUUUGGUAGGGUCUUGUUUGUAUUAUUAGGGGAUGUCACUGUUUGUAGUGGAAGAAGAUGGGAUGGGAUUACAUUGGAAGUGGUGAUCAUGGUGGUGGUGGAUGGAUGGUUAUGAUGGGGGAUCAGACAGAAAAGACCGGAAGGAUGGAGGAGGCUGAAAAGUGGAGGUGUGAGGAGAGGCUUUUGUCUGCAUUUAGAAGAAGAAACUCUUUCCGUAGCAGUCGUAAUUAUCUUGGCCCUGCCAUUUAAAGCACGUUCCUUUA